This is a messenger RNA of Cladophialophora yegresii CBS 114405, 1401 nucleotides long. RefSeq lists its product as uncharacterized. Gene Ontology annotation, molecular function: oxidoreductase activity; FAD binding. The transcript has 3 exons. The record is from RefSeq and is a predicted model, not a curated record. Bases 1 to 1401 code for a protein of 466 amino acids. NCBI's taxonomy places the organism in Eukaryota, Fungi, Ascomycota, Eurotiomycetes, Chaetothyriales, Herpotrichiellaceae.
AUGGAUCACGAGCUUGCGAAUCUCAAGGCCUUGGUGUCGCCGGAUGAAAUUCUUACAAGAAAUUCGCCCGGCUUCGAAGAAGAAUCCAGAACUUGGGCAGUUCAAGCGAACCGGCAUCCUGCGACUGUGUUCAUUCCAAAGACCGUCGAAAAGCUUAGCGAGGUCAUCUCUUACGCAAAUACCACCAGUCUUGACAUCGGCAUCCGCUGCACUGGUAUCGGAAAUGCCACAGCGAAGGAUGUCUUGAUCUCCUUGUCAACAUUCAAGUCAUUCUCUUUCGAUCCGCGUGAGGAGACAAUCGUCUUUGGCGCGGGUCAUUGCUGGGGGGAGAUCGACCAGAAAGUGGAAGAGCAAGCACCUGGUUACGCAGCAGUCAGCGCACGAUGUACCUAUGUCGGUGUUGGCGGCUCUAUUCUCCACGGCGGACAAAGUUGGUUGAGCUCUGAGCACGGUCUAGCGUGUGAUCCACAGAACUUACUCGACGCCCAAGUGGUCAAGAUGGACGGAAGCGUUGUCUGGGCAAGCAGUGAGCCUGAUCUCCUUUGGGCAUUGCGUGGCGGAGGUGGUGGCUUCGGAAUGGUCACCGCCUACAAGAUGCGGGUCUACAAGUACCCUUCUUCCAUAUUCAGUGGGCAGAUUGUUUACCCCCCCGAAGCACUGCACGAUAUUGCACGAGAGACUGCCGCCUUUGCGUCACGAUGCAGCGAUCCCAAGAUGGCUCUGCAUUUGUACUGUCUGGACAUGACUGCCGGGACUUACGCUGGGAAGGAACCCAAACCCGGGCUGGCGUUCGCCGUGUUCGACGCUAAUGGUCCUGAGCACGGAAGAGGCCCAGAUGGAUUCAAGUGGGCGUUGGACAUCCCCGGGGCGGUCGAUUUGACCAAGACAAUGACCCUACGGGAGGUCAACCAGCAGUUUGAUCAAUCGAAGGCCCCUUUCGGAAAGCUCAAUACGUGGGCAGCCGGUGUGACCGUUCCAGCCGUGGAUGAAGAUCUCAUCUUGCGCGCCUGGCACUGGUACCUGCACCUCUUGAAGAAGGACCCGAGGUUGGUCAUGGGCACAUAUGUCCUGAUGGAGGUGAUGCAGAAAGCUGUAUAUCAAUCGCUCGGGUUCCCAAGCCGCGUAUCGGCAUGGCCGCACACCCAGAAUCAGCACAACCUCCAACUGGGUACUGGGGUCGUACCGGGCUCGCCUGAGAGUGAUGCCCUGGCCUACAAAGCUAUGGCAGAAGGACCAUACGAGAUCCGGCCCGGCCACACUGGCGCAGAUUACUUCCCGAAUUUCAUCGAGGAUUUUGUCGAUCCGAAGAAGGUGUAUGGCGUCAACUGGAACAGACUAGUCGAGAUCAAGAAGAGAUACGAUCCAAACAACAAGCUAGGCGGUCCGUUCGGUCAUCAAUGA